Molecule: messenger RNA, 682 nt
Organism: Nannospalax galili (Upper Galilee mountains blind mole rat)
Lineage: Eukaryota; Metazoa; Chordata; Mammalia; Rodentia; Spalacidae
Product: altered inheritance of mitochondria protein 3-like
Exons: 2
Coding region: 313-681 (122 amino acids)
Source: RefSeq, a predicted model, not a curated record
GAUGACUGUCACAAAGGAGGAGGCUCAUACUCAGAGAGCCCUGGCAACAGGCUCCCAGGCCACCCACCCUGUUCAGCUUGGCUACACACCAGCGUUGUCCCUGGCGUCUUCAUGCUUGGCAAUUGGCUAGAAGUGCUCCGGAGACUCACUUUGCCUCAGUUGGCUGCUCCAUUGUGAGACACAGAAAUAGCCAGGUGAUCUGGUACUGGGGGUGAAAGGCAGAACAGUCAUCACAAAGGACCUCUAUCAAGUGAGGAAACAUAUCCCUCAUUUGUGGGUGUGUUUUCCAACCUAGAAGUUCUCCAAACCCCAAUGCAUAGGUGCUGCGAACCAAGACUCCGACCAGCAGAGCCGAGGAAAGGACAACACAAACGCCAAGUUCUCAGAGCAAAGGCCUUGGCAGCUGCAGCCCAGCACCCUCCUGUCACCUGGCACCCUCCUGCAGCCCAGCACCCUCCUGUCGCCUGGCACCCUCCUGCAGCCCAGCACCCUCCUGUCACCUGGCACCCUCCUGCAGCCCAGCACCCUCCUGUCGCCUGGCACCCUCCUGCAGCCCAGUACCCUCCUGUCGCCUGGCACCCUCCUGCAGCCCAGCACCCUUCUGUCGCCUGGAACCCUACUGCAGCCCAGCACCUUCCUGCUCAGACCUUUUUGGAGUUACUUUACAUCCAGGUUCAGUGAA